UCCCUGUUCUGUUGCAUGAAGGAAGGUGCACAUAUUGGUACGUUUAUCUGGAACUGUUGCCUCGCAAGCUUGUUUUGUUUGACACAUAAGAUGCCACGGACAAAGGCAAAUGCAUUAUCUUCUGGUAAGCAAGUUGAACCUCAAAAGCCAAAGGAGCCUGAAAAGCCAGUUGAGUCAGAAGAGAAAGUCGAUCUUGAUGAAGAUGAAGAUCCUGAGGAGGAGGAAGAGAUUGAGUAUGAAGAAGUAGAGGAGGAAGAGGAGGUUGAAGAAAUUGAAGAAGAGGUGGAAGAAGAAGAGGAGGAAAUGGAAGAAGCAGAAGAGGAGGAUACUAAUAAUGAUGAUGGAGCUGAUGCACAGAAAAUCCUUAGUGGUGGUGAGCUGAAGGUUGAAGAUGAGGACGAGAAGAAAAAAUGUGCCGAACUUCUUGCACUCCCUCCGCAUGGUUCUGAAGUGUACAUAGGUGGCAUUCCCCACGAUGCUUUGGAUGAGGAUUUGAGGGCCUUUUGCAAAUCAAUAGGAGAAGUUACAGAGGUUCGAGUUAUGAAAGGAAAAGAUUCAGGUGAGAACAAGGGCUUUGCAUUUGUAACCUUUAGAAGUGCAGAGUUAGCUUCUAAAGCUAUUGAUGAGCUGAACAACACUGAAUUUAAGGGUAAAAAAAUAAAAUGUUCAACAUCUCAAGCAAAGCACCGUCUGUUCAUUGGUAAUGUUCCUAGAAACUGGGGAGAGGAGGAUCUUAGGAAGGUUGUAACUGAGAUUGGGCCUGGAGUUACUGCUGUAGAACUGGUUAAGGAUAUGAAGAACACAAGCAAUAACCGGGGCUUUGCUUUUGUUGACUAUCAUAACCAUGCAUGUGCUGAGUAUUCAAGGCAAAAGAUGACAAGCCCAAAAUUUAAGCUAGGCGAUAAUGCUCCAACUGUGAGCUGGGCUGACCCAAAAAAUGCCGAUUCUUCAGCUGCUUCACAGGUGAAGGCAGUAUAUGUGAAGAAUCUGCCAAAGAAUAUAACCCAGGAGCAGUUAAAGAAGCUAUUUGAACAUCACGGGAAAAUCACAAAAGUGGUUCUGCCACCAGCCAAACCUGGACAGGAAAAAAAUAGAAUUGGUUUUGUACAUUUUGCAGAGAGGUCAAGUGCCAUGAAGGCGGUGAAGAAUACAGAAAAAUACGAACUAGAUGGCCAAGUUUUGGAGUGUUCUCUUGCAAAACCACAGGCAGAUCAAAAGGCUGGAGGAUCAAGUGCUCAGAAGGCAGGAUUGCUUCCAACGUAUCCCCCUCGUGCUGGUUAUGGUUUAGUUGAUGGUACCUUUGGUGGUGCUCUUGGUGCAGGAUAUGGUGCAGCAGGCUUUGCACCGCCCCUGAUCUAUGGGAGGGGACCAACUCCUGCUGGCUUGGCAAUGAUGCCAAUGCUUCUGCCAGAUGGACGGAUUGGAUAUGUUUUGCAACAACCAGGAGCACAACCACAAAUUCCACCUUCACAUCAAAGAAGUGGUAUGAGGGGUGCUGGUGGAAGUGGCAGCAGGAGCGGUGGCAGUUCAAGUAGGGGAAGGCAUGGCAACGAUGGUGGCCAUGGGCGCAGGUAUCGCCCCU
Carya illinoinensis is the source of this 1582-nucleotide messenger RNA. Its product is annotated as heterogeneous nuclear ribonucleoprotein Q-like. Gene Ontology annotation, cellular component: nucleus. The record is from RefSeq and is a predicted model, not a curated record. Gene Ontology annotation, molecular function: mRNA binding. Lineage: Eukaryota; Viridiplantae; Streptophyta; Magnoliopsida; Fagales; Juglandaceae.